Anopheles stephensi (Asian malaria mosquito) is the source of this 2288-nucleotide messenger RNA. RefSeq names its product prolyl 3-hydroxylase sudestada1-like. The coding region runs from base 227 to 2008 and encodes 593 amino acids. NCBI's taxonomy places the organism in Eukaryota, Metazoa, Arthropoda, Insecta, Diptera, Culicidae. The record is from RefSeq and is a predicted model, not a curated record. Gene Ontology annotation, molecular function: peptidyl-proline dioxygenase activity; iron ion binding; L-ascorbic acid binding. Gene Ontology annotation, biological process: peptidyl-proline hydroxylation; attachment of GPI anchor to protein; regulation of translational termination. The transcript is spliced from 6 exons. Gene Ontology annotation, cellular component: cytoplasm; GPI-anchor transamidase complex.
UGCAACUGACAGUUGCUGGUGUUGACAAACGGACGGUGCGGCACGAACUGUCAAACACGCCUUUUUGACACCUCGCCCAAAUGAAAAGCAAGCAUUCUCUAUUUUUCUUCGCACGCAGCAAAACUACGAAAGUGAACCCGCGGAUUUCCCGUUGCGCUAGUCGUUCGGAACUCGUCACCUAUGCGGCCAGAAGAUCCGCACAUCCUUUAGUAUUUAAAGUAAAAAAAUGAGUGCAAAGACUGGUGAAGAAGCAAUAGCACAAACCAAAGCAGGCAACGACACGAUGAAGCCCACCGAUAAGCGAAGGGCGCACGGCGAUGAUGCUGAUGAUGGUGGUGGCACCGCGGAACAAUCCGACCGGUCCGGGUCUACGGCGCGCGAGGAUGCUGCUGCCAUUCACAUCUACGCGACGCUUGCCUUCAUCGUGAUCAUCAUCGUGAUCGGGGUACCGAUGUGGUGGAAAACGACGGAAGUUUACCGCGUUUCGCUACCGUACUCGGAAAUACGUGCGUUGAACGAGGAACCUAUUAGGGCCGCGUUCCGGUUGGGCUUGUACUGUCCGUCUGCCGAGCGGCGAGAAAUUCUGGCCUUUGAGUUGCGUAAAAAAUUUGAACAGAAUUUUGUUUUCGAGCUGGAUUUGGAACUGCUGUCCCUAGAUGCAGCAACCGUUGCGAGCAUUAAGACACCGGCUAGGUUGGAAGCGGAACUGCUGCAUCGGUAUCCCACCUCGGCCGGACAGUUUCUGUUCAUCGAAUGGCACAAGCUGGACGAUGACAUACUCGUCACUUCCGACCGGACGGCCUUUAUUUCGGAAAGUGCUUCAUCGCUGAAAGCGUACCAAGUGCUUUCGUCCUGGAUACUGCAGGAGUACAAACUGAAGGCCAUACUUGGUUCGCGCGAUGCGCAACAGACACUGAGGGGUCGCCAGUUACGUUUGAACUCUGCUCCGUUGCAAGGACAGUACGAGGUGCUCAUUACGGUGCUGAAUCCUCGACCGGACCUGCAAAAGGUGCACUGGAACGCACGGGCAGCAGCAGAAACUUACAUCGAACCGUUUCUGAACGAGCUUUCGGGCAUCACCAAUUUUACCAUCAAAACGCAAUGGAUCUAUCAGGUGGGCAUUGUCGAGGGUGCUAGCACACAGCCAAAGCAGGUACCGGACGACACGAAACUAGGCCGCCACUACGCACUGGCCGAGGAUAGCCUGCCCCACAUCAUCACCUCGCUGGAGAAGAAGCUUGGCACACAGAUCACCGAUCAUCCCUGCAUCCAUUUGGUCGUGUACGUGCCGCCGUGUGCUCAGGCACCGCUCAAAAUCUACCGCCGCGAUGGUCAACGGGCUCCACCGGCGUCCGGCGGUAGUGUGGAAGCGUUCACGUCCGCCAAGUGGGGUGGCAUCGUGUUUGCUAACCCGGCCGAGGCAACGUGUGUCCGGUACAUGGAAAGCGAACAGUUUAGCGAUGUGUACCUGCACGCACAGGACGUGAUGCCGGUGCUGUUGUACCAGUUGCGCAAAAUAUUCGAUCUCGAGAACAAUACACCCCUGCUGGGCGGAACGCUGGUACCGUACAGUACGAUUGAACCGCGCCUGUGGGAGGUGGAUACGUUCGUCCGGACCAACACCAUCUAUCUGGUGCAUUCGGCAACCACCACGCUCCAGUCACUGAUACAGCUGCUCGGCGGCAUCGAGUAUAUCGUGAUCAACGAUGAGGUAGGUGCGGCCAUUCAGAACGCAUACCAGAAGAUAGUGGAAGCGAAGCAGCAGCUCGCUGCGGGCAGUCUGCAACGGGCGGCCCUGCUGGCUAGAGAAGCUUACGCAUCGGCCGAACGAGCAUUCUUUGAUCCGAGCAUGCUGGCUUUGCUGUACUUCCCGAACGAGCAGAAGUACGCCAUCUAUAUUCCACUGUUUCUACCCAUCAUGAUUCCGGUGGUGUUUUCGUUUAAUACUAUUAUUAAGUAUUUCCGCGGCAAAAGCGGCCCGGCAAGCGCAAAGACAAAGGUAGAGUAAAUUGCCAUGGUCAUGCCAAGACGACACGUGUGAUGGCGUUCUCGUUUGAAUGAUUUUGAAGGAAAUUUUCUUCUGUUUUUUUUAGCAUGAUUUCAUUAGUUCAUUGUUGUUUUCCGGUGUUACUUCCCGAACGAGCAGAAGUACGCCAUCUAUAUUCCACUGUUUCUACCCAUCAUGAUUCCGGUGGUGUUUUCGUUCAAUACUAUUCUUAAAUACUUCCGCGGCAAAAGCGGCCUGGUAAGCGCAAAGACAAAGGUAGAGUAAAUUGCCAUGGUCAUGC